AAUAGUAAAAGCCAAGCCACCCUAUCUCAUUUCAGCUUCUUCUUUUCACUCAUUCUCACCGGUGUCCGUCGAGCUCGUCCGGGAGAGAGCAGCAGCGGCAUCCGAGGGAGAGAGCAGCAGCGGCGUCCGAGGGAGAGAGCAGCGGUGGUGUCCGUCCAGACAGGAAGAAGAAGAAGAAGAAGAAGAAGGCAAAUGUUACUUGUUCAAGUAAGACUGCAUUUGUCUAAAGACUCUUAAGGCAGUGGAGUUUGCUCUGCAAAGUAAAGAAGAAGAAGAAGGAGACAAUGGAUUUAGCCGUUAACACUCUCUUCUUGGGUUUUAAUCCUAAGAUAAUAACUCACACUCGACAAACGGUAAAUGUUCCGAGUCUCACUUGCAGAAGAGUAUGUACUUCCUCCUCAAAUCAUGAUGAAGUAAGACUUGGAAAUUUUGCUGGACAAUCAUACCCCAGGAGAAGUCACAAAUGUUUUCCUUCCAUUUCUGCCGUUUUAUCAGGUGCCAAAGAUGUUGAGGUUUCUUCUUCUCAAUUCAAUGAUAUAUCAGUUACUACUACUGAUAAUACUGAGCCUGGAGAAUUAAAGAUAAGCAUAGAGGUUUCUGGUACCAAAACUCAAGCAAUUUUUGAUGAAGUUUUUGACAAGAUGGUUGCUCAAGCUCAGCCAAUCCCAGGGUUUAGGAGAGUUAAAGGAGGGAAGACACCUAAUAUACCCAAAGAUGUACUAUUGGAAGUCAUUGGACCUUCUAAAGUUUUCAAGCAAGUAAUCAAGAAAGUGAUUAAUUCUACUGUUAAUGAAUAUGUAGAAAAGGAAGGUUUAAAAGUCAGCAAGGAGUUGAGAGUCGAGCAAAGCUUUGAGGAUUUAUUAUCCAUGUUCAAGGAAGGUGAACAAUUCAACUUUGAUGCAGUAUUACAGAUUCAAGAAAAGGAGGACUAAAAUAAGAUGACAUGUUGAGAGAAAUGUAGUUGUAAUUUAUAGAUAACUUUGUUAUAAUAGAGAGGAAUCUGAAAGUCUUUCAUUGAAGUAAAAAUCCAAGAUAUUGUUCCUAUGAUCCCAGUCAACUCAUGAGAAAAGAAAGUAUAACCUAUAGAAUUACACCAAGUUGAUUUU
Messenger RNA from Humulus lupulus (European hop), 1106 nucleotides. RefSeq lists its product as uncharacterized. Gene Ontology annotation, molecular function: protein folding chaperone; ribosome binding; peptidyl-prolyl cis-trans isomerase activity. Bases 285 to 932 code for a protein of 215 amino acids. The record is from RefSeq and is a predicted model, not a curated record. The transcript has 10 exons. NCBI's taxonomy places the organism in Eukaryota, Viridiplantae, Streptophyta, Magnoliopsida, Rosales, Cannabaceae. Gene Ontology annotation, biological process: protein transport; 'de novo' cotranslational protein folding; protein unfolding.